CCAUCACCACUGGGCCAAUUAAGAAUUCUAUUCUAUUCUUCUAUUCUAAAGAAAGAGAGAUAGAGAUAUAUAGAUAUAAAUAUACAUACUGCAAAUUUAGGGAAAGGAAAAUGGCAGCAACGGAUGUGUAUUUGUAAAUAAGAAAAAUAAAGCUGGCUUUUUUGCACGAUUUAUCCAGCCUAUCCGUUUUAUGAAGAAGAAAUGGACACAGUAAUAGAUGCUGGGUUUUUUUUAACAGACAGACUAACUGCGUUGGAAGGGACCUUGGAGGUCAUCUAGUCCAGCCCCCUGCUUACACAGGAGACCCUAUACCAUUUCUGACAAGUGGUUGUGCAGUCUCUUUUUAAAAGCCCCCCCCCCCCCCCAUCCCUACUUUUUUAGUGUUCUUUAUAAGAAUACCUACUUCUGUCUUUUGGGGGGAAAUUGGACUAAAGUUGCUUCUGGUCAUUAUAGAAAUUGAUCGCUGUAGAAACAUUAUUUUAAAUAAUAGGGUUCUGUAAACAUUUCUUUUGUUCAGCCCGGACAUUGAUCUUGGGAUUAAUCUGGAAGGAUGCCUUCAUUCCUGAAAAGGGCAUUAUAUAUCUCCAUCAUGCAUCCGAUGCCCCACAAUACUUCUUUUCUUUCGUAUCUUUCUCUUCUGACAUUAAAACCAUCUCUAAACCAUGCUGCUCCCUCAAGGAAAUAUUGCUCCAGGACAAACAAGGAUACAGUGGAUAUGUCCUUGUUCCCUGCAGAAAAUAUUCGAAAUUUUAGCAUAGUAGCCCAUGUGGAUCAUGGAAAGAGUACAUUAGCUGAUCGGCUGCUGGAAAUAACAGGAGCAAUUGCCAAAGCCGACCAUAAUAAGCAGGUGCUGGAUAAAUUGCAAGUGGAACGCGAAAGAGGCAUUACGGUGAAAGCCCAGACGGCUUCCCUCAUUUAUAACCACCAAGGAACAAAUUAUCUCUUAAAUCUCAUCGAUACACCGGGUCAUGUGGAUUUUAACUAUGAAGUGUCACGGUCACUGUCGGCUUGCCAAGGAGUCCUGUUGGUCGUAGAUGCAAAUCAGGGUAUACAGGCUCAAACUGUAGCCAACUUUUACCUUGCAUAUGAAGCCCAGCUCUCAAUCAUUCCUGUUAUAAAUAAGAUUGACCUCAAGAACGCAGAUCCAGAGAUGGUUGAAAAUCAGAUUGAGAAUACCUUUGAUAUCCUCAAAGAAGAUUGCAUUAGAAUUUCAGCUAAACUUGGAACAAACGUUGAAAAAAUCCUUCAGGCGGUGAUUGAAAGGAUUCCCCCGAGAAAGCACUCGAUUCCGAGCGAUAGUUUUCUACAGGUUUUUUUUGGUGACACCUGUCACAGGCCCGUGAUUGAUAUCCAUGAGCCCUUGAAAGCCUUGGUCUUCGAUUCGACCUUUGACACUUACCGAGGAGUGAUCGCCAACAUUGCACUGUUUAGUGGAGAAAUCCACAAGGGCCACAAGAUCACAACGUCUCACACUAAGAAGGUUUACGAAGUGAAUGAAGUAGGAAUUCUGACGCCCGAUGAGCAGCCGACUGGUAAACUAUACGCCGGCCAGGUUGGCUAUAUGAUUGCUGGGAUGAGAGAGAUUAUGGAUGCCCAAAUAGGAGAUACGGUCUAUUUGCAGAACCAGCCGGUGGAACCGUUCCCUGGGUUUAAAUCCGCGAAACCCAUGGUCUUUGCAGGCGUUUUUCCAACGGACCAGUCCGAAUAUUCUAACCUGAAGGGGGCCUUGGAGAAACUGACCCUCAAUGACUCCAGUGUCACCGUUCAGCGUGACAACAGCCUGGCUUUGGGGGCCGGGUGGAGGUUGGGAUUCCUUGGCCUUUUACAUAUGGAAGUUUUUAAUCAGCGCUUGGAGCAAGAACACAACACCUCGGUCAUUUUGACAGCUCCCACCGUUCCGUACAAGGCGAUCCUUUCUUCCCCCAAAUUGAUAAAGGAAUAUCGGAAAGAGGAAAUCACGAUCGUGAAUCCUGCAGAGUUUCCUGAUCAUUCCAUGGUGAAAGAAUACUUGGAGCCGAUAGUUUUAGGCACUAUAGUGACCCCUAAAGAAUAUAUUGGAGAAAUAUUAGCUCUUUGCCAGACUCGAAGAGCAGUUCAGAAGGACAUGGUGUACAUGGAUGAACACAGAGUCAUGAUGAUUUAUCUCUUCCCGCUGAAUGAAAUCGUGGUGGAUUUCUUUGAUGUGUUAAAAUCCUUGUCGUCUGGUUAUGCCAGCUUUGACUAUGAAGACACAGGAUACCAGCCCGCAGAUCUUGUCAAAAUGGAUAUUUUUUUAAAUGGAAAAUCUGUGGAAGAGCUGAUAACUAUUGUACCUCGAGAGAAAGCCUACUCUGUUGGUAAAUCUAUGUGCGAGCGAUUAAGAGACCUCAUUCCGAGGCAGAUGUUUGAAAUAGCUAUCCAGGCAGGUCUCGGCAACAAAAUCAUUGCAAGAGAAACGGUGAAAGCUUUUAGGAAAGAUGUUCUGGCAAAAUGUUAUGGAGGAGACAUUACAAGGAAAAUGAAGCUUUUGAAGAGGCAAGCUGAAGGGAAGAAGAAGAUGAGGAGAAUUGGGAACGUAGAGGUGCCAAAGGACACUUUUAUCAAAGUUCUCAAGAAGCAGCUUGACAGAUAGCUUCCAGCUGUUUGCAAAGUCCAGCUGGUAGGAACUGUUGAGCCAGCAGUUUGCAAACCGGGUAUCACCCUGAAUUGGAUCUCAUCUAUUCGUGUACGAAUUUGACACCACGUCUAAUGGGAGCUGUUCAAUAAAGCAGCAAAACUGAUGGCCUAAAAAUCUAAAAUAUAGUUUAGCGUCCGAAUUUAGUGACCUAGGCUUCCCAAAAUCAUGAAGCCGACUCCUCAUCCCAAUAAAACCCCUUUAGCCCUUUUAUUGUGGGUAAAGGGAAUUCCUCUCCAGCGAAGUCCCGGCCAACAGUCUUCCA
Molecule: messenger RNA, 2918 nt
Organism: Pseudonaja textilis
Lineage: Eukaryota; Metazoa; Chordata; Lepidosauria; Squamata; Elapidae
Source: RefSeq, a predicted model, not a curated record